AUGCGGGAUAUUUGUGGUGGGGUUGACAAGACUGCGGGGAAGAGUGUGUGCCAAUCCGCUCACCAUAAGCUUGUAGACUACGGCAUUGCGGGUUAUCUUUUGCGACAGUCGCACGGAAGCCAAGACGAUCCGAUUCACGAAGAACCGAACGAAUUGCUGCUAACGGAGGACAAGUGCCGAGAUGCUCUACCGAUCCCUGAGGGGUGCGAGCCCCCGGAUUUGAAUGUUCUUCAGCCGGUCGUUCUUCCUCCUGAAGUAACCGGCGGCAUAGUUGCUGACGGCGUCUGGUACGAAGACCUGCGGCACAAGGCGUACUUUGAGUUCAAGCCCAAGUGUGGGCUGCCAUUGAUUAGCCCCUCGAAACGUUACGGGGCCGGCUCGGUGUGGGCACAACCAUGCCAACUGCUGUUCGAGAGCUCUUUCCAGAUGAGUAAUUCCGGAGCGGAAUAUUCGAUGACGUACGACCCGAGACUUAGACUACGUAGCGCGCUGCGAAUGCUACAUCAGCGUGGAAGAAUCAAGUGGUACCAAGAUAGCAACCACAUCCGAACCUGGAUAGAAAAUGGCAUGAGGUCCACUGCCGUGGAAUACUCUCCGCAGGUGGAAUGGAGCUCACACGAGCCACCCCCGCAGACUUCGGUUUCAAACAUGGUCGAAGGGCCUGGAGACGAAGGUCCUGGGGACGAAGGGUCUGGCUCACACGGAGUGCUGUCUGGUGUCAUCGACUUGGUGGGAAGGGCUCUCCGGUGGCUAAGCUGCUUUCUUGCGCUCUCCGACGGCUUGGAAGCGGAGGCCUUCAAACUGUUAAUCAAGAUCAGAACCAAGAUCAGAACCAAGGUUAGUGACCAGGGGCGAGGAUUGCUGUUACGCCACGAGGUUCCCGGUUGGCUAGUGCCUUUCUUAAGGAAGGGGGCCGAGGACCGGCUGUGUCUGGCUGACGUGGCAGCGAUCCACAACCGGAUGGCUGAAGAAGCGGCAAGGCUUUCCGCUGAGUCGCCCGAAACGGUGGAGCCACCCGAAAUGGAAACGGUGUCACCACCGGAAGCUGAUCUCUGGGCGAACGACUGUGCCGCGUGGUUGAGCGCGUACGUGCUGGGCAAGGUCAUGUCCGACUGCAGUCUGUUCAUCGGUGCGACCAGAGUGCACGUCGUCGACACCGGACCAAAGCUAGACAUCACCACCAAGCUUGAACGCUGGCAUGUACGCACGUGGCGGUGCAACGCCGUCCCGUCUCUUAACUGCCGCACGAGCCACGCUUUGCCCUGA
Molecule: messenger RNA, 1266 nt
Organism: Gregarina niphandrodes
Lineage: Eukaryota; Apicomplexa; Conoidasida; Eugregarinorida; Gregarinidae
Exons: 1
Coding region: 1-1266 (421 amino acids)
Source: RefSeq, a predicted model, not a curated record